Molecule: messenger RNA, 393 nt
Organism: Acanthoscelides obtectus
Lineage: Eukaryota; Metazoa; Arthropoda; Insecta; Coleoptera; Chrysomelidae
Source: the annotation of a GenBank genome assembly
AUGGUGCAAUGUGAAGAAGCCUAUGCAGUUUCUACAAUACACGUAUUUAGGAAGAGUACCUUCGUGACCUUGGAAGUCGUCAGUCACAUCGAGAUAGUCACAGGAGAAGUCUCAGGCAGAUCAGCUGAGCUCCUGUAUGGAAAAACGGAUUCUAAAGAUGCUGGAACAUUACUGGACUCGCAAAGGGAACACCAUACCAUUGCUCUCCAUUUUGCAUCCAGGCACACAACACCAACUGAUAGUGAAUCGCCCUGUACACAUCCAACAGCCACGCGACUCACUUCCGAGGGCAUCGGAUGCCGGUCAUUGACUACCUCGUUAGUUAUAGUACAGGAAGUAUCUUCACAUCCGCUUAAAAAAUAUUUUGACUGUUUUUUUGCAUUACCUCAUUGA